CGGCACCAGCAAUUCCACGAUCGCAUAAUACCCGCAUGUUGAUGACCUCCAGGACUCUCCGGCCUCCUCCCUCCAGGCGUACUAUUGUUCAAGAUAGUGUGUGUGACAUAUGUGGGAACGGGGAGGAAGAUGAAUAUCAUGUUGUUAUAUCAUGCACAAAAAGUAUGGCGUUGAGAUUUGCCACGAGGAAAGAGUGGAGGCUUCCAGAAGAAAAGGAGUUCUGGUACACUGGAAUAGACUGGCUACAAAUCCUACCGGACAAGUAUGAUUCAGAGAUAAGAAAGAAAAAUCUGCUGUUGUUAUGGAGAGCCUGGUUUCUACGAGAUAACUGUAUCCACAGUGAUGGCAAAGAAACCAUUUCGAGAUCGGUGAUGUUCCUUGUGCAGUAUGAGGAGGAAAUCAGGAAUUUGUCGCUAUCUGUUGUUGGACAGGGAAACAAGAGUUGCCGGUCCCUGUCUGCAUCUAUGCAGACACACCACACCUAGGAAUCAGCCGAACGCCGAGCCAAAUGCCCAGUGGAAAGAGCCGCCUGAAGGUGUUGUAAAACUGAACACUGACACUGCCUUUUUGUCAGGCACGGGCCAAGCCUAGGCUGGCGUGAUCGCACAGGAUCAUACGGGGCAUGUUGUCUUCUCGGCGAGUAAAUCGAUGAAUAAAUGCAGAUCAGUUGAAGAGGCAGAGGGGCAAGCUAUCCUGAUGGGUCUGGUAUCGCUGUCGAGACUGUACCAAGGCCCACUGAUCAUUGAGACUGACAUCAAAAUGAUUGCAAAUGAAUUGGGAUAAGCCAGAUCAAGCCGAU
This is a messenger RNA of Triticum urartu, 799 nucleotides long. NCBI's taxonomy places the organism in Eukaryota, Viridiplantae, Streptophyta, Magnoliopsida, Poales, Poaceae. The record is from RefSeq and is a predicted model, not a curated record.